Messenger RNA from Orussus abietinus, 5645 nucleotides. Its product is annotated as organic cation transporter protein. The record is from RefSeq and is a predicted model, not a curated record. Bases 3513 to 5162 code for a protein of 549 amino acids. Gene Ontology annotation, molecular function: transmembrane transporter activity. Gene Ontology annotation, cellular component: membrane. Gene Ontology annotation, biological process: transmembrane transport. The transcript is spliced from 3 exons. Lineage: Eukaryota; Metazoa; Arthropoda; Insecta; Hymenoptera; Orussidae.
ACCCCAUAGCAACGCCUUAAAAUACCUCAUCAACCUCGGUUGAUGACUUAAAAGGACUUCGCAACGGAUUUCAUACGAUCAGUUAAACCAGUCGACGAAGGGGAAUUCUGCUGACCCGGCGACUCCACCAUCAGCGAUUACAGGGACGAGUUUAUCUGCGCACGAUGCACCGCGACUUCGUAAUAAUAAAUGGAAACGCGUACGGUGACGUCGCCGAGUUGCUGCACUCGGUUAUGCACCGCUGGAUAUUUCGCCACCACUCCUGCAAUUCGAGUUCAUUGGCACAGGAGUGAGAAGAAGGAAUAAAAAAAGAAAAGCUGCCUUACCGGCACGCCGGCGAGCAGCACCGCCUGCAAAAACCCAACGACGCGUUCCUGCAGACUUCCUGGUUCCAGGAUCGUGAAAUAACGUCCAAAGUGGUCCAGGAAGCCGAAGAGGGAAAGAAGGUCUAACCAAUCCACCUAAUCCGACUAAUUACAACGGCGGAAUUAAAUUCAAAGAGGUAAGGACUUUUGGUUCCAGGAUCGUGAAAAACGUCCAAAGUGGUCCAGGAAGCCGAAGAGGGAAAGAAGAUGUAACUAAUCCACCUAAUCUGACUAAUUACAACGGCGGAAUUAAAUUCAAAGAGGUAGGAAGAAAAUACCGAAUAGGGAACAGCUGAUCGUGAAAUAACGUCCAAAAUGGUCCAGGAAGUCGAAGAGGGAAAGAAGAUGUAACUAAUCCACCUAAUCCGACUAAUUACAACGGCGGAAUUAAAUUCAAAGAGGUGGGAAGAAAAUACCGAAUAGGGAACAGCUGAUAGAGUCCAAGAGCGAAUAAUGGAGAAUCGGGGAGGUAAAUGAACGCUGCGAGGCAGUCACUGAUAACAAAAGCGAGAUAUCGCAACAUUUGUCGUUGCCAGCUAGCAAAGUUACAACAUUAACAUUCACGAUGCCGUGACGAGAGUCACGAGAGAGAGAACAUGUCGCCAUGUUCAGCAAUCCGGACUAUUUCAAAGUCCGGCGACUUCGUUCGGCUGGAUUUUAUGGGACUGAAAUGAUAAGCGGAUAUCAAAUAAGAAGUCGUUAAUAAAAUCCUGAAUCUCUGCGUCUGAGAUAGGAGAACAUCGAUACUGUUUAACGGAACGACUAGUUCCUCGAGAGCUUCGCAAAUAAUUAAUAACAAUUCGGGAGAGGAGUGAAAUUUAUAUCUUCGGCAGGAAUCAUCGCUGAGUGAUACUGAAGAAGGAAACAUCGCAAGACGCGGCGGAGUCAUCGACGUGAUUAGAAGGAUAACAAUCACCAGAGGCGGCCAUCUUGGAAUCUAUUAAGAUCUUAAACAAGAGUCUUAGGAUCCAAGGAUCCAAGGACCCGAGAAGACUCUCACCGAGGAUCUCCUCCAGCGGCGACGUGGCAAGUGUCACGAGAAAGUCUCGACAACUCGGUGGCCUGAUUUCCUCCCAGCUUGGAGAAUUCCGCCACUUUCCGGUAUCUCAGCAUUCCGAAGGAUAUCCUAGGUCGAGGAGCCCUGAGACAUCGGCAGGACACUUCGUAGGACCUAGGUGUUCCAAGGGAUACCGAAGAAGACACCAACGGGACACUUGGUACCUCAGGAUCCCAAGGGACAUCAGCGGGAGACUUUCUGGUACCCCAGGAUUUCAAGGGACACCCAGGCAGACAUCAGGACCCUACUCGGUACCCCAGAAUCCCGAAGGACAUCCAGCCAAACCCCAGCAGGACGACACGUUGGCGAUUCCUACAAGCAUAAGUGAUUACCCGAGGAGCACCAUCAUCCGGAGCCGGUAUCUCGGCAUCCCGAAGGAUGUCCUAGGUCGAGGAACCCUGAGACAUCGACAGGACACUUCGUAGGACCUAGGUGUUCCAAGGGAUACCGAAGAAGACUUCAACGGGACACUAUUUGGUACCUCAGGAUCCCAAAGACAUCAGCAGGAGACUUUCUGGUACCCCAGGAUUUCAAGGGACACCCAGGUCAUCAUCGAGACACCAACGACAUCAACGGGACACUAUUUGGUACCUCAGGAUCCCAAGGGACAUCUAAAAGGACAUCAGCAGGAGACUUUCUGGUACCCCAGGAUUUCAAGGGACACCCAGGCAGACAUCAGGACCCUAUUCGGUACCCCAGAAUCCCGAAGUACAUCCAGCCAAACCCCAGCAGGACGACACGUUGGCAAUUCCUACAAGCAUAAGUGAUUCCUCGAGGAGCGCCGUCAUCCGGAGCCCGCGGCAUCGCCGAACGGUUAAUCACCGCGUCGUGCAGCUCGUAAAGUGGAGGUACAUUGGCGUAGCCGAACAAGUGAACGGGAAUAAAAGGAUGUCUAAAAGCAAGGCUAUACUGGGUCACCGAGGAAGAAGUUAGACCUGGCGCUUUUGGGACCGCAGAAGCGGCCAGGAGUCGGCUGGGACGACCAAAAGAGCUCUCUUUAGUUUGGACUGGCGCCUCCACUUGUCAAAACGGUUGGCGUUUGAUUAAGCAAUGACGUGACCAGCGAGAACACGGGGACGCCGAUUAUUUAGGACCAAUCGAGUCCAGAGCCCUGACCGAAAAGCGUCGCGCCGAUGUGGAUCGCGUCGUUAGCAACGGUGCACGGAAGAUGGACAGUCCAUUGUGGUUUCGUAAAAAAUAGUGUUGUAUCGAGCUGUUGUCAACUCCAUUCCCCGAUGUCUGUUCCAUGGGCACUAUUUGAUCAGUUGGUAAAAUUGGAAGCCGAAUGUUUAACCGCGUCGUUCUGGCAGAACUCGAAAGUACAUACUGUCAUCCAUUACUAACAGAGGCCCUGAAUCUUUGGGUGUCAGUGAUAAGUGAAUUAGAUACCACGAUCCCAUUCGGCCAAUUAAGAGGCUCGUGACUCGAACCCUAACAGCGGCUGUUAGAUUUCGUCACUGGCAUCACGAGCGCAAUUAGACAUUUAAAAGAUACGGGGUAUUUCCUUCUCAAUCGAGUGGGGACACUUAUCUCGAUUAAAAGCGCCUAGGCAAUUGCCUAGGACCUAUAUGGGCCAACAUUCAAUGUCCAGUGGAUUAACCGCUACCGAGUAAAAAUCGACUGUCUACUAAAGCUAAGGAAAAGUACCUCAGACACCGAUUAAACUUGAAAUCCAUCAUCAGCGACCUAACCGUGGGGUUCCACCAGCGUGAAACAUUAUUGCGAGGACCAUUGGUGUUGGUCGACCAGUGGAAGACAGAAUCGAACCAAACUGCGCGACCAGCGAAGGGGAAACGCGAUCUAGUCGCGCAAAAUUGCAAGGUUGAUCCGCAAGAUUUGCAUAUAAGAUCAGCCUCAAGUUGGAGGCCAGCUAUCUAAGGCAUCAUAGACUAAUUAAGCGGUAAAUUCCGCUUCCACCGAAGUACCGAGGCCGUCGAUCGGUCCGAAGCAUUCGCAUCUGGAUCGCAGUCAAGAGUAGCAGUGUCCAGUGCUCCAUCAGCUUGAGAAGACUCUAAGAGAGGCUCCAGCCCACCUCCCGAGGGUAUCAAUUCCCAAUUCUGGUCCCUAUCUGGCUCCAAUCGACCGGGACAAUGGCAAGCGCGGAUCAGGACUUGGAGGAGCUGAUGUCCCACCUGGGAGAGUUUGGGAAAUACCAGGCCUGGCAGUUCUCCUUGCACAUCCUAGGUGCCCUAACGGCAGGACUGCACAUGAUGUCCCUGACGACGGUGGCAGCAGUGCCUCCCCAUCGCUGCAUCAGCGACCUGGCCAACGCAACCAUCACCUGGAGGGACGGAGCCGCGAGUCUCUCGGACCUGGACGGGACAUCCCGGGUGAUAGAGCAAACCUGCAGCUACUUGGACCUGGACAACAGGAGCUUGGACUGCGACUCCUGGUCGUACGACAGGACGUAUUUCCAGUCCUCCCGGGGUAUGGAGUGGAACUUCGUGUGUUCCAGGAGAUGGAUGGGCGCAGUAGCCCAGGCGACGUACAUGUUCGGGGUGUUCGUCGGUGCCGUGACCCUGGGCAGCAUGGCAGACAAGUACGGUAGGAAGACCAUCUUCUACGCGUCAGCUGUCGGUCAGCUGAUCCUAGGAGUAGGAGUCGCCCUGCUGACGGAGUACUACUCCUUCCUGGUGAUCCGUUUCCUGUACGGGGUCUUCGGCUCCGCCGGAGCCUACAUCACAGGAUUCGUCCUGACCAUGGAGCUGGUGGGUGCCUCCAGAAGAAGCGCCUGCGGGGUGGCCUUCCAGGCGAGUUUCGCGAUGGGCUUCAUGCUCGUCGCGGCCUGGGGAGCCUUCGUCGAGGACAGGAUGCUCCUCCAGAUCAUCUACGGUCUGCACAGUGCGCUGCUGAUAGGCCACUGGUGGCUGAUGGACGAAUCCCCCCGUUGGCUCUGGAUCCAGGGUCGCGUGAAGGAGGCUACGGAGAUCGUCCAGAAGGGGGUGCGGAUGAACGGCGACAGCUCCAAGAUCGACAUAGCCAGGUACGUAUCCAGGAACGCGUCUCGCCAGGCCUCCAAGGUGGAGAGAACCUACACCGCAGCUGAUCUCUUCAAGACUCCCAACUUGAGGAAGAAGUCCCUGAACGUCUGCUUGAACUGGUUCGCCAAUUCCAUCGUCUAUUACGGCCUCUCCCUGAACACCGGGAACCUGGUGGGCAAUCCCUUCCUGAUGCUGUUCCUGAUCGGCAUGGUGGAGCUGCCCAGCUACGUCCUGACGAGUCUGCUGAUGGACAGGACCGGGAGGAGGGCUCUGAUCAGCUGUUACAUGCUGCUGGGGGGAUUCUGCUGCAUCUGCGCAGCCUCCGUUCCUUCUAGCUUCCCUGGGGCACGUGUUAUCACCAUCACCGUCGUCAUGGUCGGCAAGGCCUGCAUCGCCAGUUCCUUCGGCAUCAUCUACAACUACACCGCGGAGCUCUUCCCUACUGUUUUAAGGAACACAGCUUUAGGAAUCGGGUCCAUGUGUGCUCGUCUCAGCGGUGCCCUGACCCCGUUGAUCAUGCUGCUCGAUUCGUUUGACCCCAAAGUCCCGGCGACCACCUUCGGCUUCAUUGCUCUCGUCUCCGGGUUCCUGUCGCUCUACUUGCCGGAAACCUUGAACCAACCCAUGCCGGAAACCUUGGAGGACGGAGAGAGCUUCGGAAAGGGGGACACUUGCUUCAGCAGGAAGAGCAAGAGGGCAUAUUCCAUCACUAUGAGACAAGUCGAUGACGAGGACUUGAAGAAGGCCGAGAGUCCAUGAGGACCCAGAUUAGGAAAGUCUUUUAGACCAGCUAGAUCGCCCGAUGACUUUAUACCUAAAAGUGCAAUUCCACUGUUCUCCGUUUAUUGGGCAUCGAGUUCUUCCCAACUCUUCGAGUUUUAACGUCGAUAGGAGGAGUCCAGGUACUUAGCCGGAAGAGAAUCUAUUUUUCCACGUAAUGUUUACACGUAUUCUAGGACGAGAAGGUGCUCGUCAAUUGCAAGUCUAACUCCGGACUUCACCUACAAAAGUUCCUUUUAAGGUUCAAGUUACCUAGCCGAAACUCCAGAUCGUCGACAAUGAGUUUUCCUAAACGUAAGGUAACAGAAUUGUUUACAGAUAAAGGUGCUACCUUUCUAUUACAUGUAUGUAACAAUGAUAUGUCUACGAUAAUGAACCUGUACUUUAAAUGUUCGCGUCAUCUGAGCUUCCAAAGUGGCGGCAAGUUGUUACAUUAAUAAAAUAUGGCGUUGAUAAAUUAAA